Didymodactylos carnosus is the source of this 927-nucleotide messenger RNA. Lineage: Eukaryota; Metazoa; Rotifera; Eurotatoria; Philodinida; Philodinidae. The record is from the annotation of a GenBank genome assembly.
AUGCGAAGUCCUAUGGGAUUUCCGUUUUUCGACAAAAUUUAUACAUUUUUUCAAUUUCAACAAUUUAUUAAAGAGACCGUUAUUCCUAAACUAAAAGUAGUGCAAGGAACUUUAUGGAAAGAUAGUGAAAGUAAUACAAUGGCACGACGAAAUCAAAGUGAAAGAUCAUCCGAAGAUGCCGCAUUCUUCCCGGCCACAGGGUACACAGCAUAUUGCUUUUUAGUUGAAAAGGCCAAGUUGAAGAAGGGAGACAAGGUGUUCAUCAAUGGUGGAUCAGGGGUCGUUGGUGUAAUGGCAAUUCAACUAGCGCGUACAAUUGUCGGGUCCACGGGUCUGGUGGUCGCAACAUGCACUCCAACAAAGAGCGAUAUUAUUCGAAAUCUGGGCGCAGACGAGGUAUUUCUUUUGAAUUUUGUUUCUAAAAAUAAACACAUUUAUCCCUUUCUAAGAUCAUAGGUUACACAUCACACGUCCUGCCGGAUUUUCUUCUGAAGCACUAUAGUUCACGUCCGUUUAAUAUGAUCCUGGAUACUGGAAUUGACCCAUUUUUAUCUCUCUUUUGGGCUCCACGGUAUGGUUGGCCACCAAGAGGCUCUUACAAUUGUUGAGCGCGAUGGCUAUGCCUGUAUACCUUGGAGGCGUACCUCGCAGACACAUAUUCGAGCCCCUCAAAAUGGUCCACUCGCGAAUGGUUGCUAUGGCGCAGUUAGUUGAAGAAGAAGCCUCCAAAGCUGUGAUUGGCUCUACGAACAAAUUUACGGAUGUGCUCGAUGCCUUACUAGCUACUGAAUAGCUAGCUCCUGGCUGAUUUUGCAAAACUUGAAUCAAAAAAGGCGACUAUAACUUACAGGUCAAUUUUUGACUAAAAAAUGGGAUAUACAAUUAAAGGUACAUAAGAUGUCUCCCAGCUCUUCACCAUGUUUUCUG